Siniperca chuatsi (mandarin fish) is the source of this 1904-nucleotide messenger RNA. RefSeq names its product checkpoint kinase 2 (gene chek2). Bases 170 to 1789 code for a protein of 539 amino acids. Gene Ontology annotation, cellular component: nucleus; cytoplasm. Lineage: Eukaryota; Metazoa; Chordata; Actinopteri; Centrarchiformes; Sinipercidae. The transcript has 15 exons. The record is from RefSeq and is a predicted model, not a curated record. Gene Ontology annotation, biological process: mitotic DNA damage checkpoint signaling; protein phosphorylation. Gene Ontology annotation, molecular function: protein binding; protein serine/threonine kinase activity; ATP binding.
UCGUCACAUGACGCAAGAGGAAAACUCGGUACACGGAAAUACGUUUCCUGCACGAUCCCGGUAAAAACUUUCCUACACGUGUCCCGUUUCACGGCCGGUCCGGUUUGUUUACCCGCAGAGACCCGGAGGAGAGUCCGGCUGCAGCGGGGAGUCUGCUCCGAGCUGGAGGAUGUCUGAAGAGGUUCUACAUGAGGGGGAGCAGCCCCAGUCCCCGUCCCAGGCCCUUUCCACCCAGUCCCCGUCCCAGGCCCAGUCAACCCAAUCAACCCAGUCCCCAUCCCAGUCUAAGUCACAGUCCCAGCCCGGUUCCAGUUCUUCCAGCGGGCCGACCUCAGCCAGCCAGUCUUCCAGCGGCUCGGGGACGCUGAGCAGCGUGGACACCAUCCCCGUCACCCUGCCGUCCGUCCCCGAGGAGCCCGAACCACAACCCUGGGGCCGCCUGCUGCCCAUGGCCCGAGGCUUCAGGAGCCACGACUGUUUAGAGGACCAGUACCUGUUUGGACGGGACUCUAAGUGUAACUAUGUUCUGGAUGAUCCGGACGACAGACGAUCCAAAAGGUUCAGAAUCUACAGCAAGAAACACUUCAGGAUCUACAGAGAGGGCAGCGAGGUGUUUGUGGAGGACUACAGUAAUAACGGGACGUUUGUUGACGGGAAGCUGAUCGGUAAAGACAAGAAGCUUCCUCUGGUCAACAACGCGGUGCUCGCUCUGUCCGAACAACGCAACAAAGUCUUUGUCUUCAUUGAUCUGAUGUCAGAUGAUCAGUCCAGUUUACCUAAAGAGCUUCAGGAGAAAUAUCUGCUGACUCGGCGGAUCGGCACAGGCGUGUGUGGUGAAGUCAAACUGGCCUUCGAGAGAUCCACCUGCAGAAAAUUUGCUGUGAAAAUAAUCAAUAAGAAGAAUUUUCAGUCUGAAGGGACAGCGACACGGAACGCAAAGACAGAGAUUGAGAUUCUGCAGAGAGUCGACCACCCUUGUCUCAUAAAGACGGAGGACUUUUAUCAGACGGAGGACAGUUACUACAUCGUGUUGGAGCUGAUGGAAGGGGGAGAGUUGUUCCACAAGGUGAAGUCUCAGCAGCAGCUGGACGAGUCUGUUGCCAAACUUUACUUUUACCAGAUGCUGAGAGCCGUCCAGUACCUCCACAGUAACGGGAUCAUCCACAGAGACCUGAAACCAGAGAACGUCCUGCUGUCCUCACAGGACGACGUCUGUCUCAUCAAGGUGACUGACUUUAACCAGUCCAGGAUCUUGGAGGAGGCCAUGUUGAUGAGGACUCUGUGUGGGACUCCAUCUUACCUGGCUCCUGAAGUCUUCACUCACGCCUCCACCACAGGUUACAGCCUCGCUGUGGACGCGUGGAGCCUCGGAGUCCUGCUCUUCGUCUGUCUGGGGGGUUAUCCUCCCUUUCAUGAGAGCUUCGGUCAUCAGUCGAUCACGGAACAAAUCAUUCGUGGAGAGUUUACUAUGGUUCCAUCCAAGUGGAAAAACAUCUCUGACCAAGCGAAGGACGUGGUGAGGAAGCUGCUGGUUGUUGAUCCCAGUAAGCGGAUGACUAUAGAGGAGGCUCUGCAGCACCCCUGGCUACAGGAUCAUGUGAUGUUGGAGACGGCUCACAGACUCAUGAACCUCUCUGCUGCCGCCAUGCAGCCCCCUGACUCCUCCCCCCAGCAGGAGGCGGGGUCAGCGUCAGGAGGCUCCCGGAGGAAACGAGGACGAGAUGAAGGAGACGAAGAGGAGGAACAUCCUGCCAAACGGAGCCAAGCUCCACCCCCUGCCCCACUGUAGAGGACCAAUCAGAUUCAGCCGUUCCUCAGGUCACGUGACUCAGUUACCCGUUCACUACUGAAACACUGUAAAUAAACGUUUGAAUGUUUUCUAAUAAAGUCUUUUAUAUUUUUCA